UCAUUGUUUUCGGGCCCGAGAUUCUGUCCCUUGUUGCCUGUUUGCCAUGUACAUAUCGUCGUCACUUCCAUAUUGUCCGUCCUGUCUCUAAUAAGUCCCCUCCUUAGUUUUUUUUGCAUAUAAAGAACGAAAAAGAAUUGCAGCGUUCUGCAGUCCGGCCCCUUCAGAUUCCGCGCUCAAACUCCCCCACUUGCUACCUACACGUAUUCACGUAUUCACACGGCCGCGAACUGCCCUGUCGCCUAUCCUUUUUCUUGUUCAGUUUCCCUUCGCCCACGAUGCUCAGCUAGCUUUCCCUCGAAGAUUUAUUCAUACGGUGCUGUGAGACGACCUCAACAUGAAUCCUAGUGGCCAGGGCGAAUUGCCCGGCGGCGCGGCUGCCAUUGAACAAAACAUUGAGGAGAAGGAGAGAUCACAACUGGGCAUCGUCACAGAUCAGCAAAAGGACACCGAACCGCUCUCUGAGAAGAGUCCUGCCGCUCCAGUCGGUCCUUCUACGCCCGUCUCUGGAAAUCCCAAAUCUCCCACUGCUGCUGUCUCGCCCACGUCGCCCACUUCGCCUACAUCCCAAUCCUCCGACUCAGACGCUCGUCCGGACCUCAGCAAGUUAGACUCGAAGAUUGUUCAGAUUCGAGAUGUACCAGAGGGCGAUGCGGCAUUGGCCCACUUGCCGGAGCAUGAAAAGGCGAUUCUGAAAAAGCAGCUGGAUGUCCCGGACGUGAAAGUCUCGUACUGGACACUCUACCGUUACGCAACUACGUGGGACAAGGUCUUCAUUGUCAUAGCAUGCCUCAGUGCAAUCGGCGCCGGCGCCGUCAUGCCUCUGAUGACCGUCGUCUUUGGCAAUCUCAGUGGUACUUUUCAAGGACUCGUCCUUAAUAAUCUCUCCUCAAGUUUCAAUUCGACCCUUACACGAUACUGUCUCUACUUUAUUUACCUGGCUAUUGGAGAGUUCUGUCUGGUCUACAUAUCAACCGUUCUUUUCAUUUACACUGGCGAGCACAUUACUUCCAAAGUCCGAGAGCAAUAUCUUAGGGCAAUCUUGCGACAGAACAUCGGAUUUUUCGACAAAUUGGGGGCUGGAGAGGUUACGACCCGCAUCACCGCCGAUACGAAUCUGAUCCAAGAGGCCAUCAGCGAAAAAGUCGGGUUGACCCUGACUGGCGUCGCUACAUUCUUCUCAGCAUUCGUUAUCGGUUUCGUCAAGUAUUGGAAACUGACAUUAAUCUGCACCUCCACCGUUUUCGCCAUUAUCCUGGUCAUGGGCUCUGGAGGUAAAAAGAUGGCGGGAUGGAACAAACAGUCCCUGGGAGCAUAUGCACUGGGAGGCUCGGUGGCGGAAGAAGUACUCGCUUCGAUAAGGAACGCAGUUGCCUUCGGUACUCAGGACAAGCUUGCGAAGCAGUACAAUGUCCACCUUUUGGAGGCUCGACGGUGGGGCAUACGAAGCAAGAGCGCGCUGGGCUGCAUGAUCGGAGGCAUGCUGUGUCUCCUCUUCCUGAAUUACGGUCUCGCAUUUUGGAUGGGCUCGCGAUUUCUGGUCGACGGCGAGGUCACUCUUGCCCAAAUUUUGACCAUCAUUUUUGCCGUCAUGAUUGGUGCCUUCUCUUUCGGCAAUGUUGGGCCUCAUAUGCAACACUUUGCUGCUGGUGUUGGCGCAGCGUCAAAGAUCUACUCGACGAUCGACCGAGCGUCCCCCAUCGAUCCUCUUUCCGACAACGGCGAAAAACUCGAUCAAGUUGAAGGAACUCUCGAACUGCGGAACGUCAAGCAUAUCUACCCGUCGCGAGCUGAAGUUGUGGUCAUGGAAGACGUCAGUCUGGUCAUACCCGCAGGCAAGACAACCGCGCUUGUCGGAGCUUCUGGCUCGGGCAAGUCGACCAUAGUUGGGUUGGUAGAGCGGUUCUACGAUCCUGUGGGUGGUAUGGUCCUCCUUGACGGGCACGACAUCAGCACGCUCAACCUCCACUGGCUACGACAACAGAUUGCCCUUGUCCAACAAGAGCCGGUUCUCUUCAGCCAGACCAUCAGAGAAAAUAUCCGAAAUGGUCUCGUCGGUUCCAAGUACGAGGACGAGUCAGACGAGCAGCAGCAGAAACGUAUAAUCGAUGCCGCAAAGCAAGCAAACGCCCACGAUUUUAUUUCCUCUCUUCCUGACGGCUACGAGACACACGUUGGCGAACGUGGCUUCCUUUUGUCUGGCGGUCAAAAGCAACGUGUCGCCAUCGCUAGAGCUAUUGUCAGUGAUCCAAAGAUUUUAUUGUUGGAUGAGGCCACAAGUGCACUUGAUACCCGCUCGGAAAAAAUAGUGCAGCAUGCGCUAGACACUGCAGCGAAAGGCAGAACUACUAUUGUGAUUGCUCAUCGGUUGUCAACUAUCAAAACUGCAGACAACAUUGUGGUCAUGCAACAAGGACGGAUUGUGGAGCAAGGCACCCAUGACGAGCUGCUGGAACGGAAACAAGCUUACUUCAAUUUGGUCUCUGCUCAGCGCAUCGGCAGUAAGGAGGACGAGGAGUCUGAGCAAGAGACGGUCGCCGGCGAAGCCGAACUCACCAAGAUCCAGUCCACCAAAUCUGGCAGUGCCGGGAUCGUAGAUCCCGAUGACGAGAAGCUCGCAUUAGGCAGGACAAGAAGCGGCAAAUCUGUGUCCUCUAACGUCCUCGCCGACAAAAAAGGAGAGAAGGAAGCUCACUAUUCUCUCUGGACUCUUAUCAUGUUCAUUGCACGCUUCAACCGAAGAGAGUGGUGGAUUAUGUGUAUCGGAUUCUUCUUCACGGCUAUCGGAGGGGCCGCUCAGCCGGUCCAAGGUAUCUUCUUCGCCAAAUGCAUCGUCGCGCUGUCCCAACCACUGGUUUUCCGUCACCAGAUUCGGCAUGAUAUCAACUUCUGGUCACUAAUGUAUUUGAUGCUUGCAUUCGUGGAUCUCUUCGCGAUGUGCAUACAAGGUAUCGCCUUUGCCUAUUGCAGUGAGAGCUUGAUUCAGCGCGCACGAGACGGUGCAUUCCGAAGAUUCUUGAGACAGGACAUUGCCUUUUUUGACGAAGACGAAAACUCUACUGGCGCCCUUACGUCUUUCUUGUCAACAGAGACUACCCACCUUGCGUCAAUUUCUGGGGCGACACUGGGGACCCUCAUAAGCUGUUCAUCCACUUUGAUUGUUGCAAUUGUGGUGGCGCUCGCCAUCGGCUGGAAGUUAGCACUGGUGUGCAUGUGCGCUUUGCCCGUCAUCCUUGGGACGGGCUUCCUCAGGUUCUGGGUUCUUGCCAAAUUCAGUGCAGCAAACCGGAAGCACUACGAAAAGUCGGCCGGAUAUGCGUGCGAGCACACAAAUGCCAUCCGAACAGUUGCAUCCUUGACGACCGAGCGAGAGAUCUACGACGAGUACAAGCGCCAGCUUCGAGCUCAAUUGCGCGACUCUCUCAAGUCGAACCUGAAGCAUGCCUCCCUAUACGCCGCAUCGCAAUCCGCCAUGUUUUUGGCAUUUGCUCUCGGCUUUUGGUAUGGGGGCAAACUCUUGGUCCGAGGGGAAUACAGUCUGUUCCAAUUUUUCAUUGUCUUUUCAGAAAUCAUCUUCGGUGCACAAUCAGCAGGCACCGUCUUCUCAUUUGCUGGAGACAUGUCCAAGGCAAGGAAUUCAGCUGCUGAAUUGAAGAAGCUGUAUGACCGCCAGCCUUCCAUUGACCCGUGGUCAGACGACGGCGCACCAAUCACUGAUGUCGAAGGCACCAUUGAGUUCCGAGAUGUGCAUUUCCGAUAUCCCACACGACCAGAGGUCCCCGUCCUGCGUGGCUUAAACUUGACCGUCAAACCUGGACAAUAUAUCGCCCUUGUUGGCGCGUCUGGGUGUGGGAAGUCGACGACUAUCGCACUGUUGGAGCGUUUCUAUGACCCGCUCGCAGGUGGCAUUUAUGUUGAUGGUCAGGAAAUCUCAAGCCUCAACCUCAAUGACUACCGCUCGCAUCUUGCUCUGGUGUCCCAGGAGCCAACACUAUACCAAGGCACCAUCAAGGAUAACGUCCUGCUCGGUGUCGACAGAGGCGAAAUCAGCGAUGAGCAGAUCAUCCGAGCCUGCAAGGACGCAAAUAUCUAUGACUUUAUCAUGUCUCUACCAGACGGCUUCGCCACAGACGUUGGCAGCAAAGCUGCACUGCUCUCGGGCGGUCAGAAACAGCGCAUUGCCAUUGCCCGUGCCCUACUCCGCGACCCUAAGAUACUUCUGCUGGAUGAGGCCACAAGUGCUUUAGACAGCGAGUCUGAAAAGAUUGUGCAAGCUGCUCUAGAUUUCGCUGCUGAGGGCAGAACAACUAUUGCGGUGGCACACAGACUAAGCACGAUUCAGAAAGCGGACAUCAUUUACGUGUUCGACAAAGGUGUAAUAGCGGAGAAGGGCACCCACCAUGAGUUGAUGGCAUUGAAGGGAAGGUAUAGAGAGUUGGUCAGUCUACAGAGUCUAGAAAAGCAGCGGUGAUUCUUUAAUUUUGGGGUUGUUGGGAUAGCUUUUGGAAGGCAGAAUUGGUUCAAUUUGCCGCCUUGGGAAAUUACUUGUACAGGCACCUCACUCCUGUCCUAUGGAUAUCGUUAUUACUAGAGGUAAAGAGCUCAUUCAUGGAAUGCGAGCGACCAAAGAAUUGGCUUUAGAAAAGGGAUCACCUCGCUCCUAGCUACGCAAAAGUGACACCUUGUCGUGGACAAACUUGGAGAGCCCGUUCUGCUCUUGCAGAGGAAUGAAAUCAGACACGAUGGCCUUGUGAAUUAGAACCUAUACUGGUACGAGUAAAGAGAG
Messenger RNA from Cladophialophora immunda, 4786 nucleotides. RefSeq lists its product as uncharacterized. The record is from RefSeq and is a predicted model, not a curated record. NCBI's taxonomy places the organism in Eukaryota, Fungi, Ascomycota, Eurotiomycetes, Chaetothyriales, Herpotrichiellaceae. Gene Ontology annotation, biological process: transmembrane transport. The coding region runs from base 338 to 4471 and encodes 1377 amino acids. Gene Ontology annotation, cellular component: membrane. Gene Ontology annotation, molecular function: ATP hydrolysis activity; ABC-type transporter activity; ATP binding. The transcript has 3 exons.